This is a messenger RNA of Megalobrama amblycephala (Wuchang bream), 2567 nucleotides long. RefSeq names its product leucine-rich repeat, immunoglobulin-like domain and transmembrane domain-containing protein 2. Lineage: Eukaryota; Metazoa; Chordata; Actinopteri; Cypriniformes; Xenocyprididae. The record is from RefSeq and is a predicted model, not a curated record. The transcript has 2 exons. Gene Ontology annotation, molecular function: protein binding. Bases 685 to 2289 code for a protein of 534 amino acids.
AAAGCAAUAUUUAGAAACUUCCGAUGAAGUUUGACCUUUAAGGAUAAUAGGAUUUCCUGCCGUCAGUCAUCAGAGCCGCUGUGUGUUUUGGAGCAUCUGCCUAUUUAAUGUCAGAGAUCCCAAAUGUAAUUCUGUAUUAAAGCUAUUUACAUGACAGAGAGAUGGAUAUAGAGAAUUAAUAUUCUUAACACUUGUUUUAUCUUGUUUUCUUAAAACUGUUUUCAGUAAUUCAUUACUGUACAGCAACUGAACAAAAGCGAAUAAGCCAUUAAAUUUGAUCAUAUUCAUCAUUUACUGCUGAUUAGAACCUGUGAAAAAAUAUAGCAUUGUGUCUAAGCAUCAUUUACUCCCUGAUCAACUGCGUCAGGAUAGAUUAAGUGUAAUGAGCUUAAGUCAAGCAGGACCACGGAUAAACCGCUCCUCGAGCGUCUUCAAAACACAAUGGCCGUCUUUCACACGGUGCUGUCUGCACUCUUCUUCUGUCAGCAGCUCGGUUCUGCCGGAUCCGUGUGUGUGACCGGAUGCUCCUGUGCGGACGAGGCCUUCGGAAGGUGAGUCAGUCCUUUAGAACAGAUGUUGGUUUAGGCUGGUAAAAACACUUUAUAAAUGACCCAGUAACUCAACGUGUGGCUCUAUUCAACUUAUCUAGGGCAGAACUUUAAACAGUGUCUUUUAUGUGUAUUAAUGUUAAUUUCCUGUAAACGCAGACCAAAAUGUCUCUUUUUCCUGCUAACGUGCAGAUCUUUGCUCUGUAUGGAGCUUCCCUUAGGAAGGAUCCCGCAAAACAUUCCUGAGAAUUCCAUCAAAAUCCGUAUUGAACAGUCACACCUAGCUGAAAUCCCUCAAGCGGCAUUCGCUACAGUCAGUGCCUUAACCUUCCUAUGGCUGAAUUUUAACAAUAUAACGCUGAUGAAUGUUAGAAGCCUGGAGGGACUGCAGAACCUGACAGAGUUACGCAUGCAGGGCAACAAACUGCGUUCAAUACCAUGGGCAGCUUUCCGGGACACUCCCAACCUUGACAUUUUGGACCUGAAGCACAACCGAAUAGACGUGCUCCCAGAAUAUGCCCUGCGGCACCUGCCCAAACUAACCUAUUUCGAUUUAUCCUUCAAUCAGCUCACCAUCAUUUCCAGAGACGUCUUCCUCAACUGGCCCCGCAUCCAAACGCAGAGAGCCGGCGUCAAAGAGGAACGGGCUGACGUCGUUCUAGCGCUGCAUGAAAAUCGAUGGCUUUGUGACUGCAGACUCAAAGGCUUUGUUGAAUUCAUCAACGCUAUCAGCCCACCGAUGAUCCUGAUGAACUCGUAUAUGACGUGUUCAGGGCCUGAAUCCAAAGCAGGAAAGUUCUUUCAUGAGGUGGAGUUGAAGACAUGCUUGAAGCCAGAAACCUCCAGUCCUCAAACUGACGUCACCCUCCCUCUGGGGUCAAAGGUCACCCUGAGGUGCUUGGUGAAGUCCAGACCUGAAGCGGUCGUCCGCUGGAGCUACAGUCUGAAACGCAUCAGAGCUUUUACAGUUUCUCAGACUUGGCUGAGCGACGACACCAUCAGCUCUGCGCUGAUUAUUCCGGCUGUUCAUGUGGCCGAUCGAGGCGUUUACACCUGCGCUGCCAACAAUUUCAUCGGCAACUCCUCUGUCAGCGUCCGGCUCGAUGUCGUCCUAGACCACAACUCCACUUUCCCGCCCUCACCCGCCUUCCCGCUGGCAUCGGUUGAUGAAAGCGUGUAUAUAGACGUGCACAUAGCCAAGCAGACCAUCUAUGGCAUCACCAUCGAGUGGUUUGCACUGACUGAGAAACCUGCAGAAACCUGGUUCACGGUUUAUUUCGGCCGUUACGAUGCAUCUAAGAAAGACGCCAUUCACGUGGGUCCAGGAACCAACAGCUACUCUGUCAGUGACCUGCUCCCGCUUACGAAAUAUGAAGUGUGCGUGACAGCGAGGAACCAGCCACCGCGAGACGGCCAGUGCGUUGUGUUCGUGACGGGCAGCGAUGUGAACCCACCGGAGCAGAGAGCAAGACUCAUCCACAUUGUUGUCGUUGUUUGUGGCAUGGUGCUGGCAGUGCCUGCUGGGAUGUGUGUGUGCACGAGCGACACCAGAACACACUGUUGCGAGCGCUGCGCUGACCUGUACAACAGACACAAGCAGCGCGGCGACAGACAGGAGACGUUUGAUGGCCUGCAGGCACCAAGUGAUGAAGGUCAGUGUGGAGACUCUGCUGAGGUGAGGAUGAAGAGGAGCUCAGAGCAGAAAACACAGAAGCGGAACAGCAGCGCGCAGUUAUAUUAAAAGAACACGGUUUGUGAUAUUUUCUUUGUGGACUGAAUAGAAGCAAAAAUUCACUGAAUGCACUUUUGUUUUCUUCCAUUUUCAGUGGGAGUGUUUCAUUGUAAGUGCUGUAUUCAUUGAUUUCACAGUAUGUGCAUUGUUUUAAAUGUUUGUGAAAUAAAUGUCAAACAUUAAAGGUGAGGUGGAUUCAUUCUUGUUUAUCGUAAAGUGGAUCUUUUUUCUUUUCUUUUUUUUAUACAUGUGAAUGACAAUUAGCUCAAAACACUAUAAGAUUUACU